CAUGCACUUGCAUGUUGAUGUCGGUCGUGUUCUGAGGAAUAAUUUAGAAAGCUGCUGACGUUUUUUUUGUGCUUUAUGCUCUGAUUGCGCGUUGGUCAUUGAAUUAUGAGUAAGAGCGUCGAUGCUGGUUGUGCGAACAAAGGCAAAAUGACCGGGGAAAUUCGACUGCUCACCUUAAAAACCGAGUCCGAGUUGGAAGGGUUGAAUGGCUAUUUGGCCAGCGCGAGUUACCUGAGCGGCGAGGUGCCCACGCAGAUCGAUCGAGUCGUGUUUGACUCUUUGUCCGGCCCUCCCAACCCUGAGAAAGUCCACCUUGCAAGAUGGUAUAAGCACAUAGCAAGUUUCAGUGCUGACGCGCGCAAACAAUUCACCGGAGUCAACUGCGACCUGACUGGAAUCUCAGUUACUCUCGGACCUGAGCUCGCCAAAGGUCUCUGCACGACGAGUGCCAAGCCUAAGAAGAAAGGAAAGGGAGAGGACAAGCUGGUUUUGAAGACUGCUAAGGGCACCAGGGACUAUGGCCCGCAACAGAUGGCCCUCAGGGCUGAUGUCCUGGAGAAAAUUGUCAAAUGUUUCCACAGGCAUGGAGCUGAGACAAUCGACACUCCAGUUUUUGAACUGAAGGACGUUUUGACUGGCAAAUAUGGAGAAGACUCCAAGCUGAUUUAUGAUUUGGCUGAUCAAGGAGGGGAAAUCCUGUCCCUCCGCUAUGACCUGACUGUUCCCUUUGCCCGUUACGUGGCCAUGAAUAAGAUUGCCUCAAUCAAGAGGUACCAAAUCGCCAAAGUCUACCGAAGAGACAAUCCUGCCAUGACUAGAGGCAGAUACAGAGAAUUCGUGCAAUGUGACUUUGACAUUGCUGGCACGUACGAUCCGAUGCUGCCAGACGUGGAGUGCGUCAGAGUGGUCAGCGAGAUCCUGGAAAGCCUUAAGCUGGGGCAGUACAGCAUCAAAGUGAACCACCGAAGACUGCUGGACGGUCUUUUCGAGUCGUGUGGCGUGCCCGAAGACAAGUUCCGCUCCAUUUGCUCAGCAGUCGACAAGCUGGACAAGUGCACGUGGGAGGCCGUGAGGGAGGAGAUGGUCGGCGAAAAGGGUCUUUCUGGGGACGCAGCCGACCUGAUCGGAGAGUACGUCAAGCUAAGCGGCGGCUCCGAACUGGUGGAAAAGCUGCAGGCCGACCCACGGCUCCAGAGCUCCAAAGCGGCAGCAGAGGGCUUGGAAGCCAUGAAACUCUUCCUGCACUACUGUUCUCUCUACGAACUGACUGGCACUGUCAAGCUGGACCUUAGUUUGGCCAGGGGCCUCGACUACUACACUGGCAUUAUUUAUGAGGCUGUUUUGCAAGAACAGGCCGGUGAAGAGUCUGUAGGCAGCGUGGCCGGCGGCGGCCGGUACGACGAGUUGGUCGGAAUGUUUGACCCCAAGGGCCGCAAAGUGCCCUGCGUUGGUGUCAGUAUUGGCGUUGAGAGGAUUUUCUCGCUGCUGGAGGCGAGGAAUGAAGACCAGAGCAUCAGGUCAUCACCCACCGAUGUCUUUGUGGCCUCCGCUCAAAAGGGUCUGCUCGAGGAGAGAAUGAAGAUUUGCACCAUGCUUUGGAAGGCUGGAAUCAAGGCGGAGCAGUCGUAUAGGGCGAACCCGAAGUUGCUGGCGCAGCUGCAGCAGUGCGAGCAGAGCAAGAUCCCUUUGGCCGUGGUGCUAGGCGAAAGCGAAUUGCAGAACGGUGAGGUCACAGUGCGUGUCGUCAAGAGCCGAGAGGAAAUUAAGGUGAAGCGCGACACACUCGUCAACGUUCUCCCCGAAUUAUUGGCCACCCUCAGGGAGAAGGAAAAUUCACUGUGUGAAAAGAAAUAAAGCCAAACAGAGCCAAGCUUUUUUAACUGCACAUCGCUAAA
This is a messenger RNA of Cloeon dipterum, 1895 nucleotides long. It is a transcript of the gene HisRS, whose product is annotated as histidine--tRNA ligase. Gene Ontology annotation, cellular component: cytoplasm; cytosol; mitochondrion. Gene Ontology annotation, biological process: histidyl-tRNA aminoacylation; mitochondrial translation. The transcript has 8 exons. Bases 106 to 1854 code for a protein of 582 amino acids. The record is from RefSeq and is a predicted model, not a curated record. Lineage: Eukaryota; Metazoa; Arthropoda; Insecta; Ephemeroptera; Baetidae. Gene Ontology annotation, molecular function: histidine-tRNA ligase activity; RNA binding; ATP binding.